AUGACGGCAUUCAUUGGCAGGAACGCGACGGACACGAUUGGCUUCAUACAUACCGAGUCAGAAGAGGAACUUACAAAAUGGGCAGUCAGCCUAAGCAAGAAGUACAUCUCCAUUCCGACAAAAGCGUACGAUAUGUCAUGUGGCAUCGGCUCGUCCUACACACGACUCAACUACCCGGCUACUCUGGCUUCGGAGGGCAACCCAUUGGCUGAUGGUGGGCUCCCCGGGGAACUCGACCCGUACGUCCACGGCGUCAAUGAUACGAUGUGGGUGGAUGAUAAGACGAGGUAUUCUUCAACUGAUCAUAUGGCUCGAUUCAGCGAGUUGGCCAUUGCGUAUACUGUGGAGCAGGCUGGAUGGGAUAAUAAAUGGAAUUGA
Penicillium argentinense is the source of this 378-nucleotide messenger RNA. Its product is annotated as Zn-dependent exopeptidase. Lineage: Eukaryota; Fungi; Ascomycota; Eurotiomycetes; Eurotiales; Aspergillaceae. The record is from RefSeq and is a predicted model, not a curated record. Bases 1 to 378 code for a protein of 125 amino acids. The transcript is spliced from 3 exons.